Messenger RNA from Mustela lutreola (European mink), 2876 nucleotides. RefSeq names its product neurexophilin 1 (gene NXPH1). NCBI's taxonomy places the organism in Eukaryota, Metazoa, Chordata, Mammalia, Carnivora, Mustelidae. The record is from RefSeq and is a predicted model, not a curated record. The coding region runs from base 866 to 1681 and encodes 271 amino acids. Gene Ontology annotation, molecular function: signaling receptor binding. The transcript is spliced from 4 exons.
AAGGGCCUGGUCCCGGUAUCUCAUCAGAUAAGGAUGAAGCUGGUUGUGUGCUGAAGGGAGUGAAGGGGAGAAGAAAAGGACAAGGUUUGAGAAGAAUGGCGGGGUGAUGUAGAGACAGAGAAAUACAGAGAUGGAGAGUCGGAAUUCCUGAAAGAGAAGUAGAAAGAUAAAGCCGAAGAACAGGCACGGAGCACAAGAAAGAAAGGAGACAGAAUGAGAAAGAUGCUGAGAGAGAGAGCAAGGGAGAAAUGGAGAAAAGACAGCGAGAGUCAGAGCAAAGAGCCGAGAGUGGGGGACGCUGGUUGGUAGAAGGUGUCAGAAGCUAGGAGGUGGCAAAGGUUCAAAGCCUCGAUCCGCGUUCCCCCUCCACCCCACUCCUCUCGCACGGCCCAGCGCGCGGCGAGGACUCGAACGUUCGCGCAAGGUCGCCCAGUCCUCUCGGCUGUCGCGCACUUAAUGGCUGGAGGACCGCAGCGCCCCCGCAUCGGGCCCCGCAUCCACAGUUUCCUGCACCGUGAAUCCAACUGUGCCAAGCCUAGGCUCCCACGGAACCAAGCCUGAGCGCGACCCGGGCGCUGGGACGCCGACUCCGCCGAGGCUGGACGAGGCAGCGGGACCGGUCCGCGCCCAAGCAUGGAGAUGAAGCGCCAGGGAGGGCAUGUCCGGGGUGCCGGAGACGCCAGGCCCGAGUAGCUCCUCCAUGGAGCCUGUACAGAGCGGUCCCUGCUCGCCGGUUUCGCCCCUAGUCCUGUGCGGCUGCUGAGAGCGCUCCUUGCUCUGUAAAGUGGAUGUCAGGUGGAUCUAUGUUUUUGAAGGAACAAAGACUCAGCGAAAGCACCGCGGAGGAAGUUUGAGACGCGGGAGGAUGCAGGCUGCGUGCUGGUACGUGCUUCUCCUCCUGCAGCCCGCCGUCUACUUGGUCACAUGUGCCAAUUUAACGAAUGGUGGAAAGUCAGAACUUCUAAAAUCAGGAAGCAGCAAAUCCACACUAAAGCACAUAUGGACAGAAAGCAGCAAAGACUUGUCUAUCAGCCGACUCCUGUCACAGACUUUUCGUGGCAAAGAAAAUGAUACAGAUUUAGACCUGCGAUAUGACACCCCAGAACCUUAUUCUGAGCAAGACCUUUGGGACUGGCUGAGGAACUCCACAGACCUUCAAGAGCCUCGGCCCAGGGCCAAGCGAAGGCCCAUUGUUAAGACGGGCAAGUUUAAGAAAAUGUUUGGAUGGGGUGAUUUUCAUUCCAACAUCAAAACAGUGAAGCUAAACCUGUUGAUAACUGGGAAAAUUGUAGAUCACGGCAAUGGGACAUUUAGUGUUUAUUUCAGGCAUAAUUCCACUGGUCAAGGGAAUGUGUCUGUCAGCUUGGUGCCCCCUACAAAAAUAGUGGAAUUCGACUUGGCACAACAAACCGUGAUUGAUGCCAAAGAUUCCAAGUCCUUUAACUGUCGCAUUGAGUAUGAAAAGGUUGACAAGGCUACCAAGAACACACUCUGCAACUAUGAUCCUUCAAAAACCUGUUACCAGGAGCAGACCCAAAGUCAUGUAUCCUGGCUCUGCUCCAAGCCCUUUAAGGUGAUCUGUAUUUACAUUUCCUUUUAUAGUACAGAUUAUAAACUAGUACAGAAAGUGUGCCCCGACUACAACUACCACAGCGACACACCUUACUUCCCUUCUGGAUGAGGAUGAACAUGGGUGAGACUGAAGCCUGAGGAAUUAAAGGUCAAUAUGACAGGGCUGUUACCUCAAAGAAGAAGGUCACAUCUGUUGCCUGGAAUGUGUCUACACUGCUGCUCUCGUCAACUGGCUGCAAAUAUGCUAGUGGAAAACAAUCUGAUGUAAUUUCUGCCCAGUCAGCUUCAUCUCUUGGUAUAGUUGUAAAUCACCAUAGAUUUUAAAGGCACACUUGAAGACAUGCUCUCAUACAUAGAUGUACACAAACACACAUUCAUAUACAUUUCAGCUUGCAUCUGUCAUGAUUCCUGUCAAGAGGGCUUUCAUUGUCUGACUCAUAAUGGUUUAGGAUAAACUAUCAUCAAAUGAAAGGAUUAACUAGACAGUGAAUGGUUUCUAACACUUGUGGUUAUGGAAAUCUCUUUUAAAGUCUUGAGUACAUGCUCAUCAGUAAUCCUCAUUCAUGUAUUCCUACUGCUUGGAGUAGCUGUACUGGUAAAUACUACUGUAGGAGUAUAUGCUUGUUAAAAUGGAAAAAAAAUGUGUCUUUAGAGCUCAGUAUUUUCUUUUAUGAACACAACAAAAUGUAGUAACUUUUUCCCAGCAUACAGUAGGCACAUUCAAGGUUAUGUAAGAUGGCUCUUUUUUCUAUGGAGGGAGGCUGUUUUCAGUAAAGAUGAGCAAACAUUUGGAAUUUACAUGUGGGCAGACAUUGGAUUACAGCUUUCAUCACCAGUCAUUGGACUUUCUCAAAGUUGAGACCAGCUAAGGCUGAUUAAAACAAGUUCUGAUCAUUAUAUAAGAAGGGAAAUGCCUGACAGACACCAUGUAAGUUAUAAGUGUCUGUCUUAUCUUUACUACACAUAUUGUAACAAAUUCAAUAUCCUAGUCUUCAUUUGUAUGAAUGGUUUGUAUUGUACAUAGUUUAACCAAGUGUUAUUUGAGCUGCUUAUUAAUAUUAACUUGUACUUGUCUCUGCUUGUUAUUGGUUAAAAAGAAAAAAAAAGGAUAUGAGGAAUCCAUUUUAUCAAUGUAGCUGUGACCUCCAUUAAAAAGACAAACUUAAUGUACAAAGCAUUUAUUCAGCUCAAGUAUUGUUGAAAGCUAAACAUAUACAACAUUACAGUCUGUCUGUAUUUAGAUAUUUUAUUUCUGGACAAAAUGAAAUGUACAUAAAAAUAAAAUGCUUAAAGUUGAGUUUCAA